AUCAGUUCCCGUGGUUCCGCGAGUCAUUGGUCACGAAAACGUGCCAAAGCUUGUGUCUGUAAGCAUGAUGAGCUUGCGUGACCUUGGAGAAGCAUGGUAUCCGUAGAGAUCGACGCAAUAGAUGUUUUUUUACAUGGAUGGAGGGGUACCCGCCCCGUCGAGGAAAAGAAGAGGGCCUCGCAAGCAGAAACCAUGCACACCAGUGAGCGGGCAUUCAACGAGCCUCUCACAGUUUGAUACUUAAUGCACUUACAGGUGUGAUCGUCCACGCACAGGUAUUGUCACGGAGCGAUCGGAGAAAUGGUUGCAGGUAAAUUGAAAGCCAAGGACCUUCGUACCAAGUCCAAGGCCGAGAUGGUCAAGCAGCUGGAGGAGCUCAAGAAGGAGCUUUCCGAGCUGCGGGUGGCGAAGGUGACUGGCGGGGCAGCCUCGAAACUGGCGAAAAUCAAGGUGGUUCGCAAAAGCAUCGCUCGCGUCCUGACUGUCUACAAUCAGACCCAGAAGGCCAAGCUCCGUGAGAAGUUCACAGGAAGCAAAUACAUGCCCAUGGAUCUGCGCAGGAAGAAGACACGUGCUAUCCGACGGCGACUAACGAAGCACGAGGAAGGGCUGAAAACCGUCCGGGCUGUGAAAAGGGAGCAAGCGGUUCCGAAGCGCAGAUACGCGUUGAGGGCAUAG
Messenger RNA from Nannochloropsis gaditana CCMP526, 678 nucleotides. RefSeq names its product large subunit ribosomal protein L35e (gene RP-L35E). The transcript is spliced from 2 exons. Gene Ontology annotation, biological process: translation; maturation of LSU-rRNA from tricistronic rRNA transcript (SSU-rRNA, 5.8S rRNA, LSU-rRNA). Gene Ontology annotation, molecular function: mRNA binding; structural constituent of ribosome. The record is from RefSeq and is a predicted model, not a curated record. Gene Ontology annotation, cellular component: cytosolic large ribosomal subunit; ribosome. Bases 301 to 678 code for a protein of 125 amino acids.